UCAUAUGACAAGAGGAGGGGUGUGCUCACUGCUCACUUCAAAACACACACACAAAGCUGAAUGAACUCUCUAAAAGUCUGCUGCUGAGUUGUACCUGUUCAUCUCCAAACUAUGACUUCAUUACAAUUUUAAGAACAUCAAAAGAGUCUUUACCGAAGCAAUGAUCGCAUCUCGUGAUGAAUCACAUGUAGUCGAGAAAAAUAAACAACAUCUGGAUUGUAAUGGACCGGUUGGGAGAGUUAAGGGAAUGGACAUCUGUCGGUCAGUCGCACCUGUGAUCUCACCUGAGUCCACGUGCCCGCGCAUCUCUCUGCCUGGUGUGAUGGACUCCGAAGGGCGCGUGGACGAGUCCAGACUCAGGACGUAUAUUUUUAAAAACGGUGGCAUUUCACCAGAGGAACGGGGUCAGGUAUGGCGCUUUCUGUUUGGCAUGUACCCCUGCAGCUCUACGGCUCUGGAGCGCCCCCUGAUGCUGGAGCAGAUGGCAGUGCGCUAUCGGCACAUGAAGAGGAAGUGGCAACAGCUGCUUCCUGGAGCCGUUCGACUACGACUUAAUGGCACUGAUGCUGAGCUGUUGGCUGCCGUGAAAUAUUUUGAUCAGAGGCAAGACAGAGAGCACAACAGACAGCAGGUUCAUUUGGACGAAGUCAGUGAGUCUUUUUUGGAGCUGCAGUCUCAGGUGCUUUUUGAACGGGUAACCUUUGACUUGGAAGAGCUUCAGGAGGCUAUACGCAUCAUCGAUAAAGAUGUUCCCAGAACAGACAGAGAUUUACCAUACUACCGGAAUGAAGGCUUGGGCAACCUGCUUGUGUUAAGAGACAUCUUAAUCACAUAUGCUGCUUUCCACCCAGAAGUGAGUUACGCUCAAGGAAUGAAUGAUCUGUGCAGCCGCUUUCUGGAGGUUCUGGACUCCGAGGUGGACACUUACUGGAGCUUUUCCUGUUACAUGGAGAAGUUUUCUAAAGACUUUCGUGCCGAUGGACUUUAUCGGAAAAUGGAGCUGGAAGCUGCUUUGCUAAAGGAACUGGACCCUCAGCUGCAUGCUCAUCUGGUAACAGAUAACUUUGAUAGACUCACGUUUUGUCACAGGUGGCUUCUGUUGGGUUUCCAGCGCGAGUUCGAACACAGUGAUGCUCUGCGUCUGUUUGAAAUUUUUAGCUGUGAUCAUCUAGAGCUCAUCUCACAGCAGGUGGAUCGCGCUCGAUAUCAGGAGAGACUGGCACGAAAACAAAGUCUAGAAGAUGAAUCUGUGACGGAGCUACAUGCCGUAAAUACAAAUUUCACAUUUGAACUCUUCAUGUGCGCUACCAUACUGCUGGACAACAGGGAUACUCUUCUCAGCUGCAAAAAUGAAGCUCAACUCAUCCAAUUUACAAGCAGUCUGCAGGGCAAGCUGGACCUGAACAGCACACUAAAGAGAGCAGAGGAACAUUUUUACGACUACUGUAAGCGCUCGGCCUGGGAUUAUUUGAGCGGCCGCUGUCGCGUGCGCAAGAACAAGGAGGAUUUCUUUUAUCACCUGAGACACCUUUUCUCCUGAGACCAAAACGGCCUAAAUGGGAUUUUCCUGGAAAAUGUGACGGAUACUUUCCUGUGGAAUUUUAACCUGAAGAAUGAUGCUGCUUUUAAAUCAGUGUUUGUUGCAUGAACAAGAUGAAAAGAGUUCCAAACACUUGUUCUGCUGUCUUAAUGUGUCAGGAUUAUUUUGACAUACAGUAGCCUACUCUGAGAUGAACCUUCAUCACUUAUGCAAACAUUUACUGUAAUUUGGUGUCAUUUUAAUUAGCUUUUACCUUGACAGUGCCUAAAAUGCAGGUACAGUAGAGUAAUUUUUUUUCUAAGACUACAGAUAUCGCUGAUACAGUAAGAGCUUGAAUUGGCAGAAACCUUCACUCAUUUGGCAGACUGAACCUGUUAUACCAUCUACGAAACAUCUGGUGCACACAUAAGUCACAUAAGAGCACAAUAUAAUAAUAGAAACGCGUGCAGAUCAGAAACCCGGUUCUGAGAAGCUCUAGAAAAUCCCUUGUGGUCUUCUCACACCAAUUUCAAACAGUUCUCAAGUAUCAUCUGAUCAGAAAUAGCUCAGUGAAUGGAGACACCCGGACCCCGUUUACCCCGAGAUCACAGUGCCGUUGUUUUAUUACGCAGAGGGCACGAAACACGUUUACACCUUGUUUGCACACAUAUGAGUAUGGAACACUAAACAUUUGCAUAUUUGAUGUCUUAUGUAUAUUUAAUUAAUAUUAUUAUUUAUUAGUAACUGUCACCAAUUGACACAGUGCACAUUCAGUGAAUUUUGCAUAGGUUUUCUUUGAACCUUACAUGAGUGCCGUAGUUUUAUGCAUAAUUCCUUGAAAUUUGCACAUUACUUUUAUGCUGUUAACUAAUGUAGCACGAUAGAAAAGAUUAUAUAGUAAUGUUAAACUGAAUGAACUGAGAGAGAGAGAGAGGGUGGGGCGGUAAGCAUUUUAUUUUAAGCUUUACUGUGACAUUUAAGCGCUCUCUUUCUAGUGAGUCAUGGACACUACAAUUUUAGUUUGUACUGCUCAGUACAAUGUUAUUCUGUAAUAAAGUGUAAUACUUUUAUAA
Molecule: messenger RNA, 2592 nt
Organism: Misgurnus anguillicaudatus (oriental weatherfish)
Lineage: Eukaryota; Metazoa; Chordata; Actinopteri; Cypriniformes; Cobitidae
Product: TBC1 domain family member 15
Biological process (GO): activation of GTPase activity
Molecular function (GO): GTPase activator activity
Source: RefSeq, a predicted model, not a curated record